Molecule: messenger RNA, 1095 nt
Organism: Thelazia callipaeda (thelaziosis nematode)
Lineage: Eukaryota; Metazoa; Nematoda; Chromadorea; Rhabditida; Thelaziidae
Source: the annotation of a GenBank genome assembly
GAGAAUAAUGGCAGACGAUGAUGUGAAUGAUAUUGGUUUAUUGAUACGGUGCGCGCUGCAGUCAUUCGAUGAUUUACUUAUAAGAUGCCCUUCAUCAUGGACUGUUUAUCAACUUAAGGAAAAACUUGCUGUUGAUUGCCCAUCCAAACCAAAUACAAAAAGUCAACGUUUGAUUUAUGCUGGGCAUUGUUUGCAUGACGAUCGCACUCUCAAGUCAGUAUUUGAACAUUGGUCAGUAAAUGAUGAAAGUGUUCAUGUCAUACAUCUUGUCUGUCCUCCUAAAAAUUUUGCUGCUUAUGAAAAUGAUUCAGUCCUCAGAAAGCGGAAAACCAGCUCUACACAGUCAAGUUCAGCUUCCAGUAGGUCUGAAACAGCAGCACCAUUAAAUCAAAAUGGUAAUGGUGCAUUCCAGUUUUAUGCGAAUCCUCCUUGGGCAAAUUCUUUUGCUCAAGCAAAUUAUGUCACUCCACAAGCAAUGCUUAAUUCUUCAAAUGCUCACUUCCAAAGUGUGUAUCAAGCAUAUAUGCUUCCACCUCAACUCCUAUUUGAUAGUGUUCAGUCAGAAACAUCUACUCUACCACAGCCACCACAGCAAGUUAAUCAACCUCAGGGAGUAUUUCCUGUUGAACCUAAUUUGGCGGCGGCUCCUGCUGCAGGUGGUUUUGUUCAGCAGGCAAUGGCAGGUGAUGUCGAUGACCAACAACGAGAUUUUCUAGAUGUCAUAUACAAGGCUAUCAGAAUGUGUUUUCUCAUAAUGCUGGUGUAUGUGUAUUCUUCUGCGGAACGAUUUUUUGGAGUCUUGAUAUUCAUUUUGUUGGUCUGGUUCAUACAAGCAAGGCGUGACCGAAAUAAUCGCGAAAGAGCAGAUCGAGAACUUGCUGCUGCUGUUGAUAACUUUCGUCAGCCUCACCCAGCUAAUGAAAACCAAGGAGUAGCUGAAGGUAUGAAUGAAGUAGUCGGAGCAACACUUACUGAGCAAGAACUUCGGGAACCGACCGCAUGGGUAGUUUUUUGGAGCACUUGCUACACGUUUAUUACGACGUUCUUUUCGUCACUUAUCCCGGAUAAUCCAGUGCCUGUUAACAUUAAUUAAUA